Lutzomyia longipalpis is the source of this 2045-nucleotide messenger RNA. It is a transcript of the gene Cdk4, whose product is annotated as cyclin-dependent kinase 6. Gene Ontology annotation, cellular component: nucleus; cyclin-dependent protein kinase holoenzyme complex; cytoplasm. Lineage: Eukaryota; Metazoa; Arthropoda; Insecta; Diptera; Psychodidae. The transcript is spliced from 6 exons. Gene Ontology annotation, biological process: protein phosphorylation; signal transduction; regulation of G2/M transition of mitotic cell cycle. The coding region runs from base 142 to 1083 and encodes 313 amino acids. The record is from RefSeq and is a predicted model, not a curated record. Gene Ontology annotation, molecular function: ATP binding; cyclin binding; cyclin-dependent protein serine/threonine kinase activity.
UUCGUGUUGUCUCCCUUCCGCGCAACUUGUCAAAAAAUAAGGGUGGAAGAAGAAGAAGAAUUUUGAACGCAAGUGGAAAAUCUGUUACAAAUCUGUGAAAAUUGUGUUUUCCACAGAAAUCUAUGCAUUUACCGGUAGAUCAUGACCUCGGUGAAGAGUCAGUGCGAAAAUAUGCUGUUUCGAUCGUCAACAAAGUAUGAAGAAUUGAACGAAAUUGGAACCGGUGCGUAUGGGACGGUCUACAAAGCGAUUGAUCGACAAAAUCCAGGUGCAGUGGUUGCCCUGAAGAAGGUUCGUGUUAAACUCACCGACGAUGGGGUCCCCAUGUCCACCCUCAGGGAGAUUGCCCUCCUGAAGCAGCUGGAAUCCUAUUCUCAUCCAAAUAUUGUCAAGCUCAUUGAUGUGUGCCAUGGCCAGAGACUCGAACGAGAACAGCAACUUGUGCUCUACCUCGUCUUUGAGCACCUGGAGCAAGAUCUUGCUGGCUAUAUUCAGCGACUACCGAGCUCGGGGAUGACACCACACACAAUCCAGAGACUCUCAAUGGAAUUGCUGACGGGAGUGGAUUUUCUCCAUUCGCAUCGCAUCAUUCACAGAGAUCUCAAGCCACAGAAUCUUCUUGUCUCGGCAUCGGGGCACCUCAAACUCGCAGACUUCGGGCUGGCAAAGACGUAUGACUUUGAGAUGAAACUCACGUCUGUGGUUGUUACUCUGUGGUACCGUGCACCGGAAGUUCUUCUUAAUCAACCAUACACGAGUGCCUUGGAUAUUUGGAGUGCUGCCUGCAUUAUUGCUGAAAUGUUCUCGAGAGAACCACUUUUCCCGGGAGCCUCAGAAAAGAAUCAACUUGACAGAAUAUUCGAAUUGACUGGAAGACCCAGCGCAAAUGCUUGGCCAGCGGGAAUUUCAAUAUCUCGCGAUAGCUUUGCCAAUCGCCCGUCAAAGCAACCAAGAGACCUGUGUCGGUAUCUCUGUGAAUACUCCAAUGAUCUUCUUGCGCAAAUGUUAGCGUUCGAACCCAGAAGUCGUCCAUCCGCCAUGGAGUGCCUCCAUCAUGCAUAUUUCAAACAGGAGCCACUCUAACAUUUUCUUCCGGCAGAGUUUCUUAAUUAUUAAGACCUUACAACCACACAACGUGAACUUUUUUCUGCAAGAAUGUAGUAUUUUGCAGAGAGAAGUUUAUUUCGUCGUGUGGACCCCCAAUUAAUGAUAAAAUGUUCAUCGGAUCCAGAUCUCGGCAUUUUUAAAAUUUUUUUUUUCAGUUUUAAGGGCAGAAAUAUUUUUUUAGCUAGUUAGAAUGAUAGGAUAUUACAAUUAGAUGGUAGACGUUAGAGAAAACUAAAGUUAGUCACUGCGUAGAAAUUAAAACCAAAAUUUUGUGAUAAGUAAAUGGGGUUUAUAAAGGAUAUCAAAGCAAAAUUUUCAUUGAGUUAACAUUUCGACACUUUUUUUUUGGAAGCGGCAGUGAAUAUUUUGAAUUAUAUACACGUUUUUUUGGUUAAUUAAGCUCUUUUAGAAGUUAGUUUAGGUUGUUAAGUAAUCAAAAAAAAAAAAAAUUAGAGUGAUGUGAGUCUCGCAGGAUAGCUCACGCGCACAGGGGGUGUUGGGGGAAACAUGCGAAAGGACUGAUUUUCUUUUUGUGGGGGGAAUUCCUUUCAAGGGAUUUUAAUUACAUAAUUAACUAUUAUUAUAUAUACAACUGAAUCAAGCCAUCAUAUUUUACAAAGCGUCAAUUAGUUUAGUUCUUUAGUAGAUUUAUAGUUUUAGGGAAGUAAAAAUAAAAGUUAGUUCACCAAUGAGACGUUAAUAAGACGUCUGUUAGAUUAAAAAAAAAAUAAAACAACAAAAUAAAAGCAAUCAUUUCACGUUAAAAACUCAUUUGAUCAUCGAAAUUCUGUAGGUUGUUCAAACACGAAAAUAUUGUUGCAAGAGUAAUGUGAUUGCAGUAUUUUGGCAUUAUGACAAAAUUUAUACGACUUUUUUUUGGCAAUUUUGUAGUUAAAAAGAUUUUUUUUUGGAGAAAUAAAAUUGAAUUUAUAAGAAAA